Messenger RNA from Dentiscutata erythropus, 137 nucleotides. The record is from the annotation of a GenBank genome assembly. Lineage: Eukaryota; Fungi; Glomeromycota; Glomeromycetes; Diversisporales; Gigasporaceae.
CUGGUUCAUGGGAAUAUCGUGAGGUCAAAAUGGACUUUAAAAUGGGUAUCACGGCUUGGGGGACGUACGGCAAAAUGCUGGUUCGUAGGGACAGUGUGAGGUUGAAAUGGACUUCGAAAUGGGCUAUACGGGCUUGA